AUGGUUGGUUCUAACUCUACAUGUUCAAAUCCCAAAAGAAGGUCUCUGCCAUGGAACGGAAGAAGUAAGGGGAAAGCUGAAAAGCCGUGCUUUUGCAAGUUACAGUCUCCUGAUGCCAGACGGCGGUAUCUUCGACGGGGCUCAAAGACGUCCAAAAUGCUAUCGGCUGCCAAGCAUGAACUGGAAGAGAGUGGGCACACUUGUUCCAUCACUCCUCCCUCGAGUACCGAGUUUUCGCUACCUUCUGACUCGCAAGAGUUUGCGCUGAGCUCGCUGGGAGAAACAGCAGAGGAUUCCACCAGCUCUGUCUCUGUUGUAGUAAUCGAGAACACUACGAACGCAUGGAAAAAUGCAACUCCCACAGAUCGGAAGCGACAUUCUAUGUCUCUGCUGACAUCCGCAUUGUCCAUCGUGUCUUUUGCAGAGGUCGAGUCGGAUUUUGGAGAAUAA
This is a messenger RNA of Cylindrotheca closterium, 450 nucleotides long. NCBI's taxonomy places the organism in Eukaryota, Bacillariophyta, Bacillariophyceae, Bacillariales, Bacillariaceae. The record is from the annotation of a GenBank genome assembly.